This is a messenger RNA of Panicum hallii, 2037 nucleotides long. RefSeq lists its product as uncharacterized. The record is from RefSeq and is a predicted model, not a curated record. The transcript has 2 exons. The coding region runs from base 157 to 1839 and encodes 560 amino acids. Lineage: Eukaryota; Viridiplantae; Streptophyta; Magnoliopsida; Poales; Poaceae.
UAGUUGUACCAAACAGCAUUAUUGGUGCAAUCGAGGUACUCGCAGCCUCCACUUGGCCGGACGGCGUUAACAUAAGUAGAGGGCAACAAAGGAGCGCGAGCUAGCUCCCCGCCCCACACCAUCUGCAAAUCGAGGAUACCAGCUAUUAAUUUGACGAUGGUGCAUGAAUUGUCAAAACGGAGACGGAGAAGAGGACGAAGUGAGUCAUGUUCUUCAAAAAACAAGAGCAGAGUACGAAGAAGCAUCUCGCCACCUUCCGCAACAGCAGUUGUAGACGACGAUGAGGAUUCGACUGAUUAUUCAAAACGGAGACGGAGAAGAGGACGAAGACGAAGUGAGCCAUGUUCUUCAAAAAAAAAGAGCAGAGUACGAAGAAGCAUCUCGCUACCUUCCGCAACAGCAGUUUUAGACGACGAUGAGGAUUCGGGUGAUGAGUCAUCCAGCACUGAAGAUGAGGAAUUCGAAGCUUUCAAGACAUGGGUACCUGCUGAUUUGGUGUCGCAGCAGGAACAAGAGUUGAAUGCUGAAUUCGCCAUGCGAGAAAAGAAGCUGCGUCGUUUUCCUGUGAGCCUAUCCGCUCUCUAUGAAGAGUACAGUGACAGGGUAACCGUGCCCAUUGGAUAUUAUAAAGUUAGAAAAAACCAUCACGAUAUUGAGGUGGUGAAGAAUGUGGCUACACAUUAUUACUUCCCAUCAUCAGCUGACAGGAUAUAUAGGGCCUUCUGCUCCGCCUUAGGAGACGUCCGCAUCUUGUUCAGUGACCUCAGAGCACCUACCAUCGAGGAUGAUGAGUUAAAGCUUAACCUGUUCCGUGAUGGUUGCUUCUUGCUCCAGUACAUGCGCCAUAUGUGUAUCAGUGGCCUUGAAGAUAUGCCACCUUCUUUGGCGUAUUAUUUUGACACCAACCAAGCUGUCAUCAACCGUGACAUGAUGCUACUGGAGAACCAGCUCCCCUGGGUGGUGAUCCAGAUACUUAGAAGCUACAAGGAGGUACCAGUGGAGGACUUCAUAGCUAAAAUGGCACGCACGCUCAGGAUCCGCAAGGGAGCAGAGGACAAUGAUGGACCUUUUGACUUGGAUGCCAGCAGCUACACGCCACCACAUCUUCUUGGCCUUCUCUGGGCGUACAAAACAGGCAAAAUAGGUAGUAACGCUGUAGUACCAUCUAGCAACCAAAACAAGCAGCUGUUUUCUCCCUUUAUUGAAGAAAAAUGGUUCUCUCUGGUUAACUGUUGCUGUUGCUACAACAACAACAACGACAGUCCAUUUGAUGUUGAAAGCAGCAGACAGAUGUCGAGGACUAUUAGUGCCAUAGAGCUUGCGGAGAUCGGCAUCAAACUUAAAGCCAGCAAGACAACAAAGUUCACAGACAUGGGCAUCAAGAAAGGGCUCUUUGGCUGCGAGAUCUUCCUAGCCCCAUUGUUGCUAGAUGGAACAAAUCGAUGCUGGCUUGUCAACAUGGCCGUCUUUGAGCUAUACAUGGCCAGCAGCGAUGAUACUGAUAGAAAACAUGCUAUCCGCCCUUACCUUGUCGUCCUUGCUAUGCUCAUGGAUCGUGAAGAGGAUGUGCAUAGGCUGAGAUCAAAGGGCCUCAUUAAUGGGGCGCUGACCAACAAGGAGAUCCUUGAUUUCUUCAAGGGCCUUGUCAAGCACAUAAGUGGUGGCCCACCCCUUGUCCACUUAAUGGAAGAGAUUGAGGACUACAAGCUUAAGAGGUGGAUGUGGAUCAAGGUGCACAAGUUUUUCUACAGGAACUACAAAAUCAUCCUUGCAGUGCUCUCCGCCGCCGGUGUUCUUGUUGGUAUCUUCAAAGCACUCUUAUCUCUCAAGCACGACUAGCAGCAAGGCCAUUUUCCAAAUGUUUUCACUCAUUUCAGACUUUGUUGUGUUUAGUUUGUAAGCAAUGGGUUUGUGCCACAUUAUUUUGUUCCAAUUUUUUGUUUUACGUGUCUUCUGUGGAGGAAUAAGAAACUUGAUUGAACCAUGUAUGUGUGAAAUAUUCUUCAGACAAGUUGCCGAUUUGUAUUGAUGAUAUUA